UUUCUCGGACGAGGUUAAGUUCAUCGAGUGGUUUCAGGUGUAAGCGCCAUUUAAUCGAGGAUUUCCUCGAGUGACAUGCGGUACUCCCACCCCGCUCGCCGGGAGACCGAGUUCUCUUUCUCUCUCUUUAUCUCCACGAGUGCGACAAGGACGCUCUUAUACGACAAAGUACUUGGUCACUUCCCCUUACCUCCGCCUCGUUUCGCGCCGUCGUCUCAUUGGAUGGUCAUCGUUUACCCUGUGUUUCCGUUGGAGCGGUCGAGAGAAAGGGGCAACAAGAAACGGCUUCUCGCGGGGCCUCGCUGUGAUUGGUCGAGUGCGUCCAUUGACGCGCUCCCAUUGGUUCGCGCCUUUCGGCGGCCAUCUUGGAUCCGCCGUGAUCGCAGCGCUCAGUGCUCUGACGGACGGAGAAGUUUCGGUGUUUUGAACGGCAGCUGACUUUUAUAUGUUUUCGCGAGUAUUGCGGGAUUUGCGGGGGCGCAGCAUCGACUCGGCGCAGUCCGCGAGGACGGACGUCCCGAAGAAUCGCGGCCGACAUUCGAUUCAUGAAAAAUCGCGAGGCCAGGAGGCUUUCCCGUGAUUCUCAGCGAGCUCUUCGCGAGGCAGGCGUCCGUGACGUCAUGUGCUGAACGUCCUCCGUGUGGGCCCGUGUUCUCUCGGUGGUGUGGCGGUCCGUGACACGGAUCACAGGUGCAAUCGCGAAUCCUGAGUACCGUUGAGAAGGAAUCGGGAGGACUGAAAGAGUGGGGACGUCGAAGGGAGAAGGAACCGUCGUGUUUGAAAUAACUAAGGAAUUGGUAGAGCUAUGGAUUCUGAAGAGGAAACGCUGUACGACGAUGUCGACUCGGGCAACGAGUCCAGUGGAGACGACGUGGACUUUGCUAUGGAAAUAGAAUCUGGAAAUCCGAGAGAACGAGCCACCGACGUCGAAGAUUAUCCCUUUGAAGUCCUUUCCACAGAGGAAAUUGUUCAGCACAUGGUAGACUCUAUAAAGGAGGUCAACAUGGUGGUAGAAAUACCUGCCACAACAACCAGAAUUUUAUUGAAUCAUUUCAAAUGGGACAAGGAAAAAUUAAUGGAACGCUUCUACGAUGGGGAUCAAGAAAAAUUAUUUGCCGAAGCGCGGGUGAUUAACCCCUUCAGGAAGGGACCUUUAAUUAAUAGAUCUCGUUCACCACAAAAUUCACUGUCCAGAAGAGCGUCCACAAAUGGAAGGGAAGAGUGCGGCAUUUGCUUCAUGACUUUACCAUCUUCCGUGAUGACCGGCUUGGAAUGUGGACAUCGGUUCUGUAUCGGUUGCUGGAGGGAAUACCUGACCACCAAGAUCAUGGAAGAAGGUGUCGGACAGACUAUCGCAUGUGCAGCACAUGCUUGCGAUAUUUUGGUAGAUGACGCUAGCGUUAUGCGUCUCGUUAGAGAUUCUAAGGUCAAGUUAAAGUAUCAGCAUCUCAUUACCAACAGCUUCGUCGAAUGUAACAGGUUGUUAAGGUGGUGCCCAUCACCCGACUGCAACAAUGCGAUUAAAGUGCAGUACGUGGAGCCAAGACCGGUGACGUGCAAGUGCGGGCAUACGUUUUGCUUUCACUGUGGCGAGAAUUGGCACGAUCCUGUCAAGUGUCAUCUGUUACGCACGUGGAUCAAAAAGUGCGACGACGACUCGGAGACGUCCAAUUGGAUCGCAGCGAACACAAAGGAGUGUCCCAAAUGCAACGUCACAAUAGAAAAGGACGGUGGAUGUAACCACAUGGUGUGUAAAAACCAAAACUGCAAGGCUGACUUUUGUUGGGUGUGUCUCGGUCCCUGGGAGCCCCACGGCUCCAGCUGGUACAACUGCAAUCGGUACGACGAAGAAGAGGCGAAGGCUGCCAGGGACGCCCAAGAGAAGUCGAGGUCCGCUCUGCAGCGAUACUUGUUCUACUGCAACAGAUACAUGAAUCACAUGCAAUCGUUGAAAUUCGAAAGCAAGUUGUACGCGAGUGUCAAGGAGAAGAUGGAAGAGAUGCAACAGCACAAUAUGUCCUGGAUCGAGGUUCAAUUUCUGAAGAAGGCCGUCGACAUACUGUGCUCGUGCAGGCAAACGCUCAUGUACACAUACGUCUUUGCCUACUACCUGCGAAAGAACAACCAGUCCGUGAUCUUCGAAGAGAACCAGAAGGACCUGGAGACGUCGACCGAGUGUCUGUCAGAAUAUCUUGAGAGGGACAUCACUAGCGAAAAUCUUGCCGACAUCAAGCAAAAGGUCCAGGACAAGUACAGAUACUGCGACAGUCGGAGGAAGGUGCUUCUAGAACACGUGCACGAGGGUUACGAAAAGGAAUGGUGGGAUUACAAGGAAUGAAUCAAGGGCUCGUUGGAACACUGUCAACCGACGUGAGUCCUCUUCCUUCUCACCCUUGCCCCCCCCCCCCCAGCUGUGAUAUACCAGAAAAGCUGACAAGAGACAGAAAUAGAGCAGGUCGCCGAGUGUCGGACACACACCCUCGCACCUGACGCCCUUUUUAUUUUACUCCAUCGCGCAUCUUUAACAUGAUAUAGUCUGUGGUAAAAUGCAUCAAAUAAUCGAUACGGCUAACACCUCUCAUUAAAAAAAGAUUGAAUCCUUACGUCAACUGAAGAUUCAAUGGGAAGAGUACUUUUGUGCUUGGCGAGAAUUACAUGCCGACGACCGCGUACCGGAAGAUCGGUGCGUCUUUCGACGUAAAUCCGGUACACGCGUAACGUCCGGGCGUGGUAACGCGACCUCGAACAACUCGGGACGAUCGUCGUCGUUUUAGUUCGUUUCGUCGGGGGAUCACGGUUCAUCAGGAGAGUAUCGUUUGACUGACAAAUUCGACAGAUCUGCUUUUCGUACUUAACGCGUUGCCAGCGGUAGAGAACCGGUGAGUGGUCACAGUCCUUGUCCCCUCUUUAUGACUUCGAGCCGCGCGUUUUCGAUUUAUGCGGUCAUAUCUCUUGUUACCUUUUUUUUUUUGUCUCUGGCCGGCGUUGACACGUAGAUUUUUCCGGAUCGCUAACGGGUGCUCUCCGGUCGGAGGACGGCGUGGAUGGAAAGGGAAAUACCGGAAGGGAAGCCUUCCUAGAGAUUUUCCCUGCCGGCUUGCUCGAGGGCCAACCACUGGUAUCACUGGGCGACCGGCUUGUCCCCAAAUCUCUGCUCUAUUUCGGACAUUGAUACGUCCAGGCUGCUACUGCCAAUCUGUAAGAAAAUAAAAAAAGAAACGAAAGGAAAGGUUUAGUUAAAAUUGCAACGUGCACAUGUCGUCAGUGUUACGUCGAUAUUAAUAAUAAAAUAGACGCACCGGAGAUAUUCGGCCCACUCGAAUGUCGCGUCGCGCGGGGAACGCGGUGAUUUUUUUUUUAAAUUAAUUACGUUAACUACCUCACUACUGUCGACGACUCUUUUUUUUUUCUUUUCUUAGUUAACUUCGAGGUAUCCCUGGGAGGAUGACGGAACGGCUGCGGAUAUUUUAACGUCGAGUGUUGGCAAUUGUAUAUAAGUCGAGACGGACACAGGCUAGAAAAUCGACCUUUAAUCCUCGACCGUUUAACAUUUUAUUAACUCCGACCGCAAUUCACGCCCGCGUACUUUUUUUUUUCUUCUUUCCAAUCGUUCUUUGCUUUCGUUGUUCAACGUAACGUUGACGAUAUGUCCGCCUGUACCGUUAGUGUACGAAGUCAAGGCUAUUGACACUGUGGUGUAACAAUCGGUUAUUACUGUCGCAACGUACGUUGGGAACGAGAUAAGUUCCGUUUGUACAGUUAUAUAGUUAAAUAUAUAUAUAUAUAUAUACAUGUAUACAUACAUAUAUAUAAAUAUGCAAAUAUAUGUAGUAAUAAUGUCGAUAAAUAGCGAGGAUGAAAUUGAGGUAGGACCUUUUGAGAAUUUAUUGAAAUAUAAAAUUGUUGAUUCUUAAUCCGAUGUGGUCACGUAGCGGGGAAGAGCCGCCGUGACCGGAGCUCACUUGUUUUCUGUACAGUCUCGAAAUUUCGAUUAGUAGUAAGGUAAUUAAUUCAUUACUUAUAAUUGCGAAAUUCUAGAUCGUGAGGGCGACCGCUCUUGUAACGAGCGGACUCCACGGUGCGGACCCUAGACGCGAAAUGUUACGUGUAAGUUCGUUUCUCCUUCGUAACGGACCCGCGUUUAAUGUGAUUUUUAAAUAAACGUCGUAACCUUUA
This is a messenger RNA of Orussus abietinus, 4176 nucleotides long. It is a transcript of the gene ari-1, whose product is annotated as potential E3 ubiquitin-protein ligase ariadne-1. The record is from RefSeq and is a predicted model, not a curated record. Gene Ontology annotation, molecular function: ubiquitin conjugating enzyme binding; zinc ion binding; ubiquitin protein ligase activity. Gene Ontology annotation, biological process: positive regulation of proteasomal ubiquitin-dependent protein catabolic process; ubiquitin-dependent protein catabolic process; protein polyubiquitination. NCBI's taxonomy places the organism in Eukaryota, Metazoa, Arthropoda, Insecta, Hymenoptera, Orussidae. Bases 806 to 2338 code for a protein of 510 amino acids. Gene Ontology annotation, cellular component: nucleus; cytoplasm; ubiquitin ligase complex. The transcript has 8 exons.